Molecule: messenger RNA, 1439 nt
Organism: Nerophis ophidion (straightnose pipefish)
Lineage: Eukaryota; Metazoa; Chordata; Actinopteri; Syngnathiformes; Syngnathidae
Product: synaptosomal-associated protein 25-A-like
Exons: 8
Coding region: 182-796 (204 amino acids)
Biological process (GO): exocytosis; synaptic vesicle priming; synaptic vesicle fusion to presynaptic active zone membrane
Cellular component (GO): synaptobrevin 2-SNAP-25-syntaxin-1a-complexin I complex; plasma membrane
Molecular function (GO): SNAP receptor activity; voltage-gated potassium channel activity; syntaxin-1 binding
Source: RefSeq, a predicted model, not a curated record
GGCCGGAAACGAGGCGCCGAAACAUCCGCCCUCCUCUCCUUCACUCCUCCUCACCAUCAUUGUGGUGGAAACGAGCGGCGUGCGGACAUCUCCAACCGGGAUUCACGGCACGUUGAAACCGAGAGGAAGAAGAAAAUCUUUCACCAGUCAUUCCAGUUGAGGUCAAAGGUCAACUACCAUCAUGGCGGACGAUGCGAAUAUGCGCAACGAGCUGGCCGACCUGCAGACUCGCGCCGACGAGAUCACCGACGAGUCCCUGGAGAGCACUCGUCGCAUGAUCGCUCUGGUGGAGGAGAGUAAAGAUGCCGGCAUCAGGACUCUGGUCAUGUUGGAUGAGCAGGGAGAGCAACUCGAUCGCGUGGAGGAGGGCAUGAACAAGGUCAACGCAGACCUGAAGGAGGCCGAGAAAGAUUUAAAAGAUAUAGGCCAGUGCUGCGGUCUCAUAUGCCCGUGUAUUCAAAAGAUUAAGGGCGGGGGCCAGGCCUGGGGAGCCAACCAGGAUGGAGUAGUGAACAGCCAGCCGGGCGCUCGAGUGAUGGACGAACGCGAGCAGAUGGCCAUCAGUGGGGGCUUCAUCCGCAGGGUAACAGACGACGCCCGCGAGAACGAGAUGGACGAGAACCUGGAGCAGGUGGGCGGCAUCAUCGGCAACCUGCGUCACAUGGCCCUGGACAUGGGCCAGGAGAUCGACACCCAGAACCGGCAGAUCGACCGGAUCAUGGAGAAGGCGGACUCCAACAAGACCAGGAUCGACGAGGCCAACCAGCGAGCGACAAAGAUGUUGGGCAGUGGCUAAACUCUGUGAAGUGUCCCUCCCCUCACACACUACAGUCCCGGUACAACUACACAACACAACACAACACAACACACACACACAACAUGUGUCCCCCCCACCCCCCCCGCGCUUGUUUUGUUGGCCCGCGGGCGCCAUGCUUUUAUUGUGUAGGAGCUUUGCAGAUCUCAUCACGGUGCAUGGUGUUGUCGUCCCUUCACACAUGCUAGUUGUGUACAUCCACACUUUUAGUUGUGUCGUCUCUUCCGGUACAAAGUGAUGUCUCAUAAAGGAUGAAACAAAGAUGUUGUUGUCAUGUCGGACUCUUCCGAUGCAUUUAUUUUGAAAUGUCACCUUCAAGUUGACAUUUUUAUUGGCCAUGAAAGACUUUUUUCUCCCCCGCCUCCUCGUGUUUUUAUCUCCAUGAAUCAUGCGUGUCGUCAGUAGUUGAAGAAGAAUGCGGCAUGCUGUGUACAACACGCAUGUACAGUACAGUAAAUAUGAACAGGAAGUACAGUAAAUAUGAACAGGAAGUACAGUAAAUAUGAACAGGAAGUACAGUAUGUAUGUACAGGAAGUACAGUAGCUCACUCCGUCUGCAAUAGUGCCACCUUUUCUUUUUUUUUUUUUUUUUUUUUUUUGUCUUUCAUGUUCUUGUGAGCCAACA